Messenger RNA from Caenorhabditis elegans, 1304 nucleotides. RefSeq names its product C2 domain-containing protein (gene T27E4.1). Gene Ontology annotation, cellular component: presynapse. The record is from RefSeq and is marked reviewed. NCBI's taxonomy places the organism in Eukaryota, Metazoa, Nematoda, Chromadorea, Rhabditida, Rhabditidae. The transcript is spliced from 7 exons. The coding region runs from base 353 to 1282 and encodes 309 amino acids.
AACCCUCUCAAGAACCGUCGAUUAAAGGGUGUCAUUCGUCACAAGUAUCCUCCUUCUUCCUUUCUUUUUUUCUCUCAACUGCUGAGCCUUUCCUCCCGAAGGACAUAAUGCCAACGUCCAUAUACUACUGCUCCAAUCUUUUCUCUCUUUGCUUUCAAAAACUUUUGUUCCUCCGUUUCACAUUCCCUUAACUAGCUCAUCCUCCCACAUCGCUCUGAUUUUACUCUCUCGUUUUCAUAUUAUUUCCGUUUUUGCCCAAAUCACACAUCGAUUCGAUUGUUAUGCGUGGAAAAAAUGGUUUGUCUAACUGUCUGAAUCGUUCACUUUCCGGGAAUACUCUCGCUUCGCCGAUAUGAUGUACAAUUGGAUGGAAAGGCUCAGCGACGACGCGGAGGUUCCGACACCAAGGAGGGUGCAGCCAUGUCUGUCGGUGGCAUUUGAAUAUGUGGAAGCUGAGAAUGAAUUUAACUUCUACAUCCGAAAUGUUACAAACUACCCAAUUUCCCCAACACUUCACAAAACCGAAUCACGAGCUGUUAUGCAUCUAGUAAAAGGAAUAUCAAGAAAAACUUCGGUGAUGGGAUGGGCAAGAACCAUCACUUGGCAAGAUAUCAAAGAAAAAGAUCCGUUCACAUAUCAAACGCUGAAUGUCGUACGUGCUUCCACAACUAUUUACAAUGAAUUUUUCACAUGCAAAGUGGCGCCGCGGGAAUUCAAAAAUACUCUUCUUCGUAUUCAAAUCUGUGAUAUCGACGAGUUUGAUCAGAAUGUGAUUGUGGCAGAAAUGGAUUACUGGAUAAACACACAUAUCAUAUCACAAUUCACACAAUUUGAAUUGCCAUUCCCUCCAUUUACACCGGAUAUUGGAGAAAUUGAGUUACACAUGACAUAUCUACCAACUUCACAACGACUUAUCUUGCAUUAUUCAACUGUGACAAACUUGAAAUUGGACGAAAGUUGCAGUGCAAUAUUCAUUCGUGGCGUCAUGUUUGUUGGUGGGAGACAAUUUGAACGGCAUCAUUCCGAAACUAGACGGCGAUUGGAAAAUGCUUGUACAGAUGACGGAAUGCAUUUCACUCACAAGUUGAUUUUUGAUUUAGAUCGAAAAUAUGUUCCCAAAGCUGAAGUAAUUAUUCAUGUGCUGCAAGUUGUGGGUGAUAAACAUCUGGUGGUCGGGCAGGUGUCACUUUCAAUGCUUCACUCGGGUCAAUGCCAGCAAAUGCUCAAAUCUUUGAGGACGACAAUUUCACGUGUUCAUCGGUUAACUCCAAGUGCUGGUUGAAAAAUAAAAUGUUUUGUGAUAG